Molecule: messenger RNA, 2328 nt
Organism: Oryzias latipes (Japanese medaka)
Lineage: Eukaryota; Metazoa; Chordata; Actinopteri; Beloniformes; Adrianichthyidae
Product: G2/M phase-specific E3 ubiquitin-protein ligase-like
Molecular function (GO): ubiquitin-protein transferase activity
Source: RefSeq, a predicted model, not a curated record
UUUUUUAACCCUAACAUUUGAUCUCCCAAAAAUUCAAUGUAAAAAAAUUCGACGUGGAAGACGCUGCUUCUUUUGUGCCACUAGCACAACUAGUCGAUCUAAGAACACAUCGAUAUCCAGCCAAUCAAGUCAUGAGAACGACAUGACGUCAGCGUUCGGUACGUUUUACAGAAGUCCAAAAGAUGGCAGCAAACUCGGCAGGCGGUUCAUCGUGAUAACAGUGAAAUUGUGCAGUCAAUCCAACGCUUACUGCACCUGGUAACAUCAUCUGGGAGACACCAGAGCACUAACUCUGGUGUUACUACUCACACUGAAGGGGAGCAGAGGCAAGGCAGCCACACUAACAACACUGGACCAGAAAGACCAUCUGUUCAGAUGGAAAUGACACGGUCCUUUCCAGGUAUCUUUGCCCGUGGAAGAGGAAAGCGGCGCUUUCCUGCAGCAAGUUAUAUCCCUGCAAAGAAAAUUAAACCAUUGGAAGUGGUCUUUCACUUGUUGCCUAAACAAUAUGAGAGAAGUCCAUCUGAAGAAGAGCAGAUAGUCCACCUGCAGGCAGGGUUGGGUCGCAGGACUGCUCAACUAUAUGAAAGCACAACACAUGAUGAGCUGUGUGAAGCCCUCAAUGUUUUGUUUCCAAAACUGGCAGCAGUUACUGGUGGUUGGUUGGUGUACAAGUGUCGAGGCGGAUGGGGGAGCCGAAAACUCUCUUUAGUGGCACCUGAUAGCACCGGAUACACAGGCAAGAUCUUAAAAUUGGCAAAUAAGAAUGGCAAUGCAACGUUAUUCAUAGCGCCAAUACAAGAAGAGCUCAGCACCGACCCUCUUCACCCAACUGAUAAGGCAUUCAGCAGCAUGCCCAAAGCCACAUGUCAGAAGUGUACAGAAGCAGUUCCCCUUCAACUUCUCACAGUACACAUCCAGUCUUGUGCUGGUGUGGAUGCCAAUGAACCAGUGGUGAACAAAUCAUUGCAGCAAUGUCCUCUAUGCACGGAAAUGUUUUCCACUGACUUCAUCGAGGAGCAUGCUUCUUCAUGUGGAGAAAGGUUGGCUAACCAUCAGUGACCCCAUAAAAGCCAUGUCUGCAUGUGCAAGUUUUUAUCGCCGUAUUCAUGAAAGGGAAAGUCCAUUGGUUUUGAGCAUGGACCUGAAACAGACCCCAGCUCAACAGGAUUUGGCCCUUGUUUUAUUUUACAAGCGGCCUAAUGUAGAGUGGGCACGUCCCCUGAAUUGCAGACUGGAAGGGGAUACUGCUGUUGGACAGGGAGUCACUCGUUACUUUAUCUCCACAUGUAUGGAGAAACUGAAAUCUGGAUUUUGCAUCAAUUUUGCAAAUUCCAAUGUUACAUGCCUUUUUGAAGGACCACCUGGCCAUUUAGUUCCCUCAGCCUCUCACUUUCUCGUGGAGAGUGACAUGUUCCUGGUGGCAGGGAGAAUGAUUGGCCACUCCUUCAUACAUGAAGGACCCUGCUUGUCUGGGCUCAGCCCCGCUGUUGUCCAUGUCCUACUUGGUGGGAGCCCUGAAACGGCAACCGUUACACUGGAGGACUGCGCAGACCUGGACAUCAGAGAGAAAAUCGAGCUUCUUGAAGGGGACAAUGCACUUUCUGAUGCUGAAAGAGCAAGGGUUCAGGAAUUGGCCUAUGCGUGGGACCUUCCUUGCUUGACAGAGAGCAAUAAAAAAUGGCUUUUUGAGAAGCUGUUGAUCCAUGCUGUCAUUGGACGUGUCACAAGGCAAAUUAAACAGCUGAGACGAGGGCUUAAAGAGACUCCAGUGUGGACAGUGCUUACCAAGCGACCUGAAACUGCAGCCUUGAUUUUUCCAAGUGAAAGAACAGGCGACAUUUGUCCUGAGAUAUUUCUUCAACGCAUCAGUUGGCCAAAGGAGGAGGAAGAUGAAGAUGAUGAUUGGUCUGCUGAAACCAAAAGCCGCAUCAAGGGGUAUCUUCAGGAGUUCAUUAAAAAUGGAACGGCAGUUGAAUUGAUGAAUUUAGCCAAAUUUUGGACUGGAUGGGAGAUUUUACCGAAGAGCCUGUCUGUGGAGAUCGUCAGAAGCAGCUAUCCCACAGCCUCCACAUGCUAUGAGACCUUAAAAAUUCCAGGUCAUUACAGAGACUACAGAUCUUUCAGAUGUGAUCUCCUUGCCUGUAUUGAGACUUGUCAUACAGGAUUUGGGCUCCUGUAAAUUCUUGGGUUUGUUUUAUGUUCUUAAAAAAAGGUUUUGUUAAGAUCAGGAAGUUUGUUGUGGCAUUGAAUGUCACGUGUUUUACUGUUUUUGUUAAAAAAAAAAGAUUGAGAUUUUGCUCUCAAAUAAACCACUGAUGAAACUGA